Molecule: messenger RNA, 5138 nt
Organism: Arvicanthis niloticus (Nile rat)
Lineage: Eukaryota; Metazoa; Chordata; Mammalia; Rodentia; Muridae
Gene: Slc5a7
Product: solute carrier family 5 member 7
Biological process (GO): transmembrane transport; acetylcholine biosynthetic process; choline transport
Cellular component (GO): plasma membrane; axon; synapse
Molecular function (GO): choline:sodium symporter activity
Source: RefSeq, a predicted model, not a curated record
AAGUGAAAGCCUCCAAGUCCGUUGUUAUCUUUUGCACCCCCAGAAAGAUAGAGUGGGCAAUUAGACUGGAUAGACUUUUAGUCUGGAGUCCUCCAUUCUGGGGUAGCAGGUGACUUGACUUGGGAUGGAAACAGGAACUUGGGCGAGUGCUGGCUCUGAGCUUGGCUUUUCCCUUGCACCUCAUGCUACACCAGGGCACAGUCCGCAACUCCCGCCCAGCACCACUUUGCUCUGACGUCCUUCUCCAGAGCUCUGACGAUCGCCCCCGCCUUCCGCCCUUAUAAAGAGACUUUUUUUCCAAUACCCGGAUCGAUUGCCUGGCCUCUCUGAGCCCUCAUCGGGUUCUUUGCCGGCCCCCUUCACUCACCUCGUGCCUCCCUCCCUCGCUGUCCCUCACAGCCUGGGGCUCGGGGGUCUCCCGGACUCCUAAAGCAGCUCCGGGUGACGCCAAGAAGAUUUGAUGAAGUAGCCCUCUGUGGAAGGAUCUGCACAGUACCCUAAAUAAAAAUGCCUUUCCAUGUAGAAGGACUGGUAGCUAUUAUCCUGUUCUACCUCCUUAUAUUUCUGGUUGGAAUAUGGGCUGCAUGGAAAACAAAAAACAGCGGUAACGCAGAAGAGCGCAGCGAAGCCAUCAUAGUUGGGGGCCGAGACAUUGGUUUGUUGGUUGGUGGUUUUACCAUGACAGCCACCUGGGUUGGAGGAGGUUACAUCAAUGGGACAGCUGAAGCAGUUUAUGGGCCAGGUUGUGGUCUAGCUUGGGCUCAGGCACCCAUUGGAUAUUCUCUGAGUCUGAUUUUAGGUGGUCUAUUUUUUGCAAAACCUAUGCGUUCCAAGGGAUAUGUGACUAUGUUAGACCCAUUUCAACAGAUCUAUGGGAAGCGCAUGGGUGGGCUGCUGUUCAUCCCUGCACUGAUGGGAGAGAUGUUCUGGGCUGCAGCAAUUUUCUCUGCAUUAGGGGCCACCAUCAGCGUGAUCAUUGAUGUGGAUGUGAACAUAUCGGUCAUUGUCUCUGCACUCAUUGCCAUUCUUUAUACCAUAGUGGGUGGGCUCUACUCUGUGGCAUAUACUGAUGUUGUGCAGCUAUUCUGCAUUUUUAUAGGACUGUGGAUCAGUGUCCCUUUUGCCCUGUCACAUCCUGCAGUCACCGACAUUGGAUUCACAGCUGUGCAUGCUAAAUACCAGAGUCCCUGGCUGGGAACUAUUGAAUCAAUUGAAGUCUACACAUGGCUUGAUAAUUUUCUGUUGUUGAUGUUGGGUGGAAUCCCAUGGCAAGCCUACUUUCAGAGGGUCCUAUCUUCAUCCUCGGCCACCUAUGCUCAGGUGCUGUCUUUCCUGGCAGCUUUUGGGUGCCUGGUGAUGGCUCUACCAGCCAUAUGCAUAGGAGCCAUUGGAGCUUCCACAGACUGGAACCAGACAGCAUAUGGGUUUCCAGAUCCCAAGACCAAGGAGGAAGCAGACAUGAUUCUCCCAAUUGUUCUGCAGUACCUCUGCCCUGUGUACAUUUCCUUCUUUGGGCUGGGCGCUGUUUCUGCUGCUGUCAUGUCCUCAGCUGACUCAUCCAUCCUGUCAGCAAGUUCCAUGUUUGCUCGGAAUAUCUACCAGCUUUCCUUCAGACAAAAUGCAUCAGACAAGGAAAUUGUAUGGGUCAUGAGAAUCACUGUGUUGGUGUUUGGAGCAUCUGCAACAGCCAUGGCCUUGCUGACAAAGACUGUGUAUGGGCUCUGGUACCUGAGCUCUGACCUCGUCUACAUCAUCAUCUUCCCACAGCUGCUCUGUGUACUCUUCAUCAAAGGAACCAACACUUAUGGGGCAGUUGCUGGUUAUAUUUUUGGACUUUUCCUGAGAAUUACUGGAGGAGAGCCAUAUCUAUACUUACAGCCCUUAAUCUUUUACCCUGGUUAUUACCCUGACAAGAAUGGUAUAUACAAUCAGAGAUUCCCAUUUAAAACUCUCUCCAUGGUUACCUCAUUCUUUACCAAUAUUUGUGUUUCUUAUCUAGCUAAGUAUCUAUUUGAAAGUGGAACCUUGCCUCCAAAAUUAGAUGUAUUUGAUGCUGUUGUCGCAAGGCACAGUGAAGAGAACAUGGACAAGACCAUUCUAGUCAGAAAUGAAAAUAUCAAAUUAAAUGAACUUGCACCUGUGAAGCCUCGACAGAGCCUAACCCUCAGUACAACUUUCACCAAUAAAGAGGCCCUCCUUGAUGUUGAUUCUAGUCCAGAGGGAUCUGGGACUGAAGAUAACUUACAAUGAUCUCACCUAAAAUAUACACAACAGGGCAUUGCUAUAGGGUAGUACUGGAAAAAAUAAAAGGGUUUGGAGCAUAUCUUACACAUGUUAAAAUAUAAAUGUUUAGAGGAAAAAGUUUUGCUGAAAUAAAAUAAGCUAUAAUGGAUGAGUUCAGAAAAAAAGUAACAAUUGCACAGUGAGAAGGAAGCAAGCAUAAAAGCAACAGCUUUAUUUCUCGUCAUAGCACUUUUAAUUUUGAAUAGCUUUGUUAAGCAUAUAAAUGCAGAAAGCCCCAGCCAAAGAAAGUGGCCAAAUAUUUAUCUUUAUUAUGGAAAGAGGGAAUAUAUAUUAGACAGUCCAUGGGAAGGAGAAUAGAUGGUCCUGAUCAUCUUCACUGGCUAAUGCACUGGACACCAGUUUAAUUACUACAGCAUGGAGGUUAUGCAUUCAUUCACAAUCACCACUGUGAAUGGUGCAGUGAGUUAGCCAGUUCACUUCUCUCCAUGUGUAGGUUGUGUUGCUCUUCCAUGAUCUAAACUAUGGCAUUUACUCAUUUUUCAAGGUGUGCAUUUUUAUCGCUUCUUGCCAUCUUGCAUGUGUACUCUCUCCAUUCAUCCCUCCAUCUAUCCAUCCUCUCCUUCUCUCUACUCCCUCUCCUUUUUUUCUACCAUUUCCAUCUCUAUCUUUCUUCCCUCUCUUUUUCUCUUCAUAUUUUGUUUUUGUGUGGUGCUGGAAAUCUAUUGCAGGGCCUUGCACAUGCUGGGUAAGGGCUUUCCUUCUGAGCUACAUCACAGCCCCACAAUAAUUUUUUUCAGUGAUGCCAUACAUUAUUCUAAGCACAAGCAACACAAACAAUAUCUUAUUUAACAGUGACAUUUUUAUGUGUAAAUGAUAGAAAACAGAGUCUAUGUUGGAGUUGGAUAAAAGCACUGAGCUCUUUAAGUAUGUCCACAGUUGCCAUGCUCUCAAAGAGAAGGGCCCAAAGCCAAGCAUGAAAUGGUUGUUGGGCAGCAUUACAGCAAUAAGUCAAGAAGAAAAGUAAAGGAAGGAGAAGAGGAAAAACAGAUUUCUAGCUCCAGCUUUUAUACAGUAAAUGUUGUUUCACAUUACAAAUAUAAUGUCUUGGCUUAUCUUCUAAGUCAGUGUUGAAGGCAAAAUUGAGCCAUACAUACAGAGAGGUUUCUGUCUAACAUCUGUUACAGGUGGCACCUGCUUCAUCAGCAAGCAUUCAAUGCAUAUUUAUAACCAGCAGUUCCCAAGCACCUCACCGAGAAACUGGAAAGCAAACCCUGCUUACUUGUGGACAUUCAUUAAUGAAAUAGUUUAGCAUUCAGGAUCUAUUCUUGACACUGUUCCACAUAAGCCAUUUUUAGGGACUGGGCAGAUCACAGCAAGUAUAUAUAUUGAAUUCCAAGUGAAAUAGAAAACAAAAGUAAAAACAAGUCAUAGAGAGAAGAAGCCAUCAUUUUUAAUAUUUGUUGUAUACAUGGAUUUCAAAAGGUCAGUCAUUAAAUGCAAUUUUGCUUCUCUUUGUAGCAUUCAGAAUUACACACAAACCUUGUUCCCCCAAACCCUAGAAUUGUUUUUAUAGGUUACAGUUAUUGUCUCUCAAAGCAUUAAAAGGUGGAACUCUUUUGUUUAAAAAUGUGACUUAAAAAUUUCUAGUGUGACUUUUAAAAUGUAAAGUUAAAUAAUUUUACACAUUGUAAUGUCCUACUUUUCAGUGUUGUCUUAAUACUUAAGCCACUUUACUGAUUUGUAUAUGUACAUAAGGAAGAAAAUUCAUUUACCCUUCAGUUUAUCUCAUAGUCAACUCACUAACUAUGGAGUAUUUGAAAGUAUGGAGUCUGAGAUGCUCAAAUGUGGGGUGAAAAAAGGAGUCAAAGGAAAAAGAAAACACAAAUAAAAAAUAGAAAACUUUGGCCAUGGAAAACUACUAGUGACAAUGAUGAAAUUUCUGGUAAAAUAUGGUAUUUCAGACCUACAAGAUCUUCCAACAUAGAAGAGUGAAUUUUGCCCAACUCAUCAUUUUGUGUCCUUCUAUCAGAUUGUUGAGGUGUGUUCUUGCAUUAUAAACAUCAUAGAGCCUCAUUCAUUCACACUGUAGCUCUCAUAGCAAAGCAGGUUCUUUUCACAUAUAUUUUGUAAUAUUCUUAAUCAACAACUAUCCAACUAAGCUUAUGAUAUUUAAAGUAUUAAAAUAGCAAAAAUGAAUAGAAGAAUCCCAAAAUAUUUAUUUAUGCAUACUCUGGAAUGAAUUCCUCAUGGUUUCCAUGCAAGGGAUGAUGCUUCAAGGAAUAGAAGGUGUGCUCUGUGUUGGAAUGAUGACAACAUUAUUCCAGAUUCAGGCAGUGGACCUCAUUUUCAAAUCCCCAGUGAAAUCAAAAUAAUGCAAAUGUUUCAUCCUCUUGCUUGUGAAGUAAUACCUAUGAAUAGCAUUGGAACAAGAUAGGAGUUUCACUUCCGUAUAUGACCAAUGAUUGUACUAUGUUUCUUAGGAAAUUUGUGUUUCUCUCCACAUGUUCAGAACAUCAAGCUUGUAGAUGAAAUGAUAUGUCAACAAGCUAUCAAAUGCUCAGUGCCAAAAUCCAAUUUUAUUGUUAUAAGUAAUGAAUUUUAUGUGAAUACUAUAUGAAUGUAAGCUUGAAAUGAGUGCAUUUAAUAUAAUGUGUAUUGAAAUUUUAUUUGUAAAUAAUGAAUUAGCAUUAUAUUUUAAACAUAAAUCAUCACUUUCCUUUUUGUCCUUCUACAAAAUUUACUCUGGUAUCAUACGUAACUUGUUAUAAGUUUGCUAUAAUGUAUGUUUGCUACUGCAUAGACAAAUACAUAUAAUGGUUCCAAAACCUAUAUUUUUAUCUGUCAAAAUAUUACACAAAGUAACUCAAAUAAGUAGAUUUACAAGUAUAUAUGUA